Messenger RNA from Rhododendron vialii, 1267 nucleotides. RefSeq names its product protein TIFY 10B-like. Gene Ontology annotation, cellular component: nucleus. Bases 258 to 959 code for a protein of 233 amino acids. Gene Ontology annotation, biological process: response to wounding; regulation of jasmonic acid mediated signaling pathway; regulation of defense response. The record is from RefSeq and is a predicted model, not a curated record. The transcript is spliced from 5 exons. NCBI's taxonomy places the organism in Eukaryota, Viridiplantae, Streptophyta, Magnoliopsida, Ericales, Ericaceae.
CCAGGACCAAUCUUUAGCAAAGCAAGAAAUUAAACGAUUGGGUAAUUGCGUGUACCUGUGUAGUGCUCUGUACUCUAGCUAUAUAUAAUUUCUUAAUUAUCCUCCUCCUUUUCACCCACUGCUAGCUCCUCUUCAUAACAAAGUAGUAGUACAAGAUUCCAUUUCUCCUCCAGCAUUACAAGCUUGAUUUUAUAUACAACCAGCUGCUCGAGCGAUUCUUGAUCAGUUCUGUGAAUUAGGAAGAAGGGUGAGAAAUCAUGUCGGGUUCGCGGGAUUUUUCGGACCUCAGGAGCUCCGGCAAGGCGCCGGAGAAGUCCAGUUUUGCUCAGACUUGCAACCGUCUGAGUCAGUUCAUCAAGGAGAAAGGGAGCUUGAGAGAUCUUGGCCUUGAAAUCGCUGGGAAACUGGAGCCCAAAGGGAGACCAGAAACGCCGCAAUAUGGAGCGGCCCCCGCCAUAGAUUUGUUUCCAAACAUGGAAAAACCUGCACAAUACGAGCUUCUGGACCUCUUUCCUCAGCAUACCGGAACUGGUUUCCCAAGUAACAUGGAAUUUGAAGGAACAGCUAAUGCUGCUUUCAGCGAACUGGCAGCUUCCAUGGAAACAGAGCCAAAAACCGCACCAUUGACCAUCUUCUACGGAGGGAAAGUGUUUGUGUUUGAUAAUUUCCCAGCUGAUAAAGUUGGGGAGAUCAUGCUAUUAGGCAGGAGCAGCGAAAACUGUCCUAGUUCCAGUGGCCUUCUCUCAACUCCCACCACAGAAAACUUCAAAACCAGUGAUUCAAAAUCAGUCGCUAUUCCAGGACCUACUGCUGAUAUACCUAUUGCGAGAAGAGCUUCACUUCAUCGGUUCUUCGAUAAGAGAAAAGAAAGGGUUGCUUCCACAGCACCAUACCAAGCGCACGGUGGCCCGUCGACUUCAUCUCUCAAACACAAGGAACCGAUUGAUCUCAACCUAUAGACAUUGCUUGAUUUGGAUAAUUGAUGAACUUAAUUAUAUUUCCUGAUUUGUUUCUAUUUGGGGCAAUGGCUUCUCUAGUCCAGGCCUCCAGGGACUAAAGUCUAACUUGUUCCUCUCUCUCUCUCUCUCUCUCUCUCUCUCUCUCUCUCUCUCUCUCUCUCUCUCUUUUAAAUUCUUAGAUCACUUUUGUUAUGUAUUUAGGUUCUUGAGAGGAUAUAGAUUUUGUAAUUUAGAUUUUAUUUGACCGAUUCGUCCAAGUUUGAAGAUGGAAAUUGUUUGAUUUAUUCCAAUCAUUUUUUUUUUAUCAA